This is a messenger RNA of Punica granatum (pomegranate), 3317 nucleotides long. The record is from RefSeq and is a predicted model, not a curated record. Lineage: Eukaryota; Viridiplantae; Streptophyta; Magnoliopsida; Myrtales; Lythraceae.
UCAAGUGGAAAAUCACUGCCAAGUAGGCAAGCAGCAUGAAUGAAUAUAAUAGUGCGAAUAAAUGAAGAAGAAUGAGAAGGCAAGUGGAAGAGAGUUGCAUAUAAUUCUGGCGAUAUGGUUUCACAUAAGUCAUUUGCAUUGGUAACGCAGCCAAGCGCAUUGUUGUUAAUACUUUUAGAAUUCUGUGGGAGUGGAAGAUUGUCGUCAGCGUGCAUCGAACCAGAAAGGAUUGGGCUGAUUAAGCUCAAAGCCGCCUUCAAUCUCCCUAAUGGGUCCACAUUUCCGUGGUGGCGUGACGAUCAAGGUGAUUGUUGCAGAUGGGAAGGUGUUUGGUGCAACAACAUCAGCAUGCGGGUGACUAUGCUCCUGCUCAAUGAUACACGAGAUUCUCGGCUAGGCCCGUGGUCUCUUAAUGCCUCCUUAUUCCUCCCUUUCGAGGAACUUGAAGCACUUGACUUGGGCUUCAAUCAGCUGACAGGUCUCUCUCUCUCCCUCUCUCUCUCCCUUUCGUUGUUUCUCUGCACGCUUGAACUAGUUUGUGUCUCUGUUUUUGUUUUUGGCCAAGACCACUCGAGCAAGUUUGUGUGUUAUGUUUUCAAGUAUACUUCUACUAGAAAAUAUAGUAUAUCAAUUGCUACUGCAGAUUGCCGUGGAGUUUCUUCUUUUCUUUACUUUCUUCCACUGGCAGCUUUUACGGAGACUUUGAGAUUGAAGAGAUUGCAAGUGUUAGAUUUGCGUACAAAUGAACUAACAGAGGUCCCCUCCUUGCAUGAGUUACCAUCCUUGAAUGCACUGUACUUACAAUUCAAUUAUCGCCUGAAGAACCUCUCCCGUCUUGAAGGACUGAAGCUGGAGGCGGUAGACGUCUCGUUCAAUCAUUUGGCUGGAGAUAGUCUUUCUGCAAUUUGGAGCAUGACAUCCCUUAAAGCCUUGUCGAUAGCUGGCAAUCAAUUGGGAGACUCAAUAUUUCAAGGCUUGUGUCAGUUGAAGGGUCUUGAAGAGUUGGAUGCUUCCUAUAAUGAGUUUGUAAGCAGCAUUCCACCAUGCAUUCAGAACAUGACCUCACUCUAUGCCCUCGAUCUUCAUCGUAACCAUUUUGGAGGGAACAUCCCUUCCUCCCUCUUCACUAAUCUCAAGUCACUGCAAUAUCUCUCUCUUUCCGGGAAUGCUUUUGAAGGAUCGUUUUCUCUCGCUGCAUUAACCAACAACUCUAGGCUUGAAGUAUUUGACCUUGCCAACAAUUACCAUCGUUUGAAUAUCACAACAGAGGAUCCUCUCUAUGCUCCUUCAGCUCAGUUGAAGAUCUUGCGUUUAUCUGACUGUGCACUCAAUGAACCUCGUGGUGUAUUCCCUACCUUUCUACGGGACCAACACGAGCUAAGACUUCUUGAUCUCAGCCAUAACAACAUGAGCGGAGCUUUUCCAUCUUGGUUAUUAGAGAACAACACAAAACUAGAGGCCUUAAAGCUUUCAAAUAAUGCCUUCUCCGGAAGUUUUAGUUUCAACUCCUCCACCACAAGCAAUGUUGACAUACAGUUGAUUGAUGUGUCGUCAAACUUUAUAGAUGGAGAACUUCCCGUUUCUAUCGGUUCCUCCUUUCCAAAUUCAGCUUUCAUCAACAUGUCCAGGAAUCUUAUUCAUGGGGGAAUCCCUUCUUCUCUGGGUGACAUGAGGUUGUUGUCUUUGCUAGACUUGUCAAAUAAUGAUUUCAUCGGAGAGCUGCCGGAGUCAUUACUCUGCAAGUGUCAACGUCUCGAGGUUCUCAAGUUGUCGAAGAAUAAUUUGCGUGGUGAAGUACUUCCAAGAAUGGCCAACUUGACAAAGUUACGUACUCUGUCUUUGGAGAACAACCAAUUCUCCGGAGUGAUUUCUCCCGGGUUGCUUAACAGCCCCGGCUUACAUAUUCUGGACGUAAGCAGCAACUUUCUGUCAGGGACAGUUCCUAGUUGGAUCGGAGACUUUGAAAGCUUGGAGAAUCUUAUGUUGACAGACAAUUCCCUGGAAGGUCCUUUGCCUUUGAGCUUUUGCAAAUUAAAUCUUAAGCUCUUUUGCAUUGCAGCUAAUGGUUUUGGUCCCACGAUACCGACAUGUGCAAAUGUUUCAAGGUUAUUACAUUUAAGCUUGGGGAGCAAUCACCUUACAGGACCUUUUCCGCAGUUUCUAAGUGAUGCUUCAUCAAUAGUGACAUUGGAUCUCAGAAACAACGGAUAUUCAGGAAAAAUCCCAACGUGGAUUGGUUCAUUUCCAAACCUUCAGGCUCUUUUACUGAAAGGAAACAACUUCGAAGGUCUGAUCCCUCGCGAGUUGUGCCAGUUAAAGAAUAUGAGCAUCAUGGAUCUAUCAAAUAAUAGUCUCUCAGGACCCAUUCCGUCUUGUUUGAAUAAUAUGGAUUUCGGAAACCUGAGAGUGCUUGGAGCAUUUCGUACGCUCUCUAUUUCGACAGCAUCUGCCUAUAUGAUCUAUAAGUUCAAUUCUAAAGUUUCCUUCUUCGUUGAAAAUGCUGUAGAAACUGCUUACACGGAUGAUCAAUUAGUAGAAGUGAAGUUCAUCUCCAAGAGCAGGUUAGAAUCUUACAGGGGAAACAUUCUGGAGUACAUGUCUGGGCUAGAUCUCUCGUGCAACAAUUUGACCGGUUCUAUUCCACAAGAAAUUGGGUACAUGAUCAAUCUUCUCAUAUUGAAUCUUUCAAAUAAUCAUCUCAUGGGCCCUAUUCCAAGCACAUUCUCUGGAUUGAAGCAAAUAGAGAGUUUGGACCUUUCAUACAACAGGUUGACUGGCAAAAUACCACCGCAGUUGACAGAGCUCUCCUUCUUAUCAAUCUUCACAGUGGCUCACAAUAACCUAUCGGGGCAAACACCUGAAAGGAAAAACCAAUUCGCCACGUUUGAUGAAAGGAGCUACGAAGGUAACAUCUUCCUCUGUGGGCCGCCAUUAGAGAGUUGCAACACUUCAGGGCAGUCUCCGCUGACACCACCAAUUCCGGAUCAAAAGGAAGACUACGCCUUCAGAGAUGCCUUCACUUGGAGCUUUGCGGGAUCAUAUGUCAUCGCAUUCCUUGGAACUGUGGCGUUUCUCUUCAUGUUAAACUUUUUUCGAUAGGCACACCCCCUGUUCUAAUUGAUAGGCGGAUUAUAUAUUAUGGAUAGCUUGGAUUUUACCAUUGUAUAAUAGGAAUAUUGUAAUAUAAUUGGUAGUCAUAGAUACUAGUCAUAUAGCAUUAAUUAGUUUCCUUCUCUUGUAAGACCAUACAGUCUAUUUAGACCUGACUGUUUUUUCAAUAAAGCAUCUACGCUCCUGGACCGAUUAAAGUUUUCCGA